Messenger RNA from Ixodes scapularis (black-legged tick), 621 nucleotides. RefSeq names its product GILT-like protein 1. The record is from RefSeq and is a predicted model, not a curated record. The coding region runs from base 1 to 621 and encodes 206 amino acids. Gene Ontology annotation, molecular function: oxidoreductase activity, acting on a sulfur group of donors, disulfide as acceptor. The transcript has a single exon. NCBI's taxonomy places the organism in Eukaryota, Metazoa, Arthropoda, Arachnida, Ixodida, Ixodidae.
AUGCAGGUAUGCAAUCAUUACCUACAUUUUCUGCUCCAGGUGAACGUCACCGUCUUAUAUGAGUCGUACUGCAAGGACAGCUCGUCGUUCAUCACGAAACAGCUGUGGCCCGUGUACAAGCAGCUCAAGAACCAGAUGACCGUCGAUCUGGUGCCCUACGGCAGGUCAAAAACGAAAGAGUCGAGUUCAGGCGGCCCUGCCACCUUCGUGUGUCGACACGGAGCAGCCGAAUGUCUCGCCAACAUUGUUCAUUCCUGCGCCAUCGCCCUUUACCCGAACACGGCGCUACACCUCAACUUCAUAGCCUGCACCAUGAAGACCUGGAAGCCAGAGCGAGCCGUGAAGAAGUGUACGCGCGGCGGUCCCAUGGACAGCCAGAAAAUCCAAGGUUGUGUGAGCUCUUCCCAGGGAAAGAACCUUUUCCAGAAAAUGGGUGCCAGAACCGCGGCAUUGAAGCCUCCCAUCACGAUCGUGCCGAGCGUCGUCAUCGACGGGACAUUCAAUAAGAAGGACCAGAAGAAGAUUCGGAAGGACCUCAAAGCAGCCGUCUGCCGUCAUUUCAAGCCGCCCGUGCCAGAGGCGUGCGAGAAGAAGAAGAGAGGAUUGUUUCGAAAAAGGUGA